AAGUCUUUUUCUUUUUCUUCUUCAAAUUAGUCCGUGAAAUACACGUGCGACAAAGUGGGAGUGGUUAGAUCUGACAAAAUAUUUGUAAAAUAAAAAAACUGAGAUGGUGUGUCUGAUUUAUCCAACUCGAACACUCCUGUAUUCUACAAGACAUUUCUCUCACGCGUCACUCUCUCUUGACUUUCACUAUCUCACUCUUCGCUGUCUCUCUCCUCUGCUUCAGAAAAAAAAAAAGAAAAAAAAAAGAUCCCUCCUUUCUUCACUUAGAGAGAGAAACAUAAGCUAAUAAGAACUGGGCAUUAGAGAAACAAGCACAAGAACUGGGUGUUCUUUGUCUGUGCAUAUAUAUAUAGAAAGAGAGAGAGAGAGAGAAACAUAGAAAUUUAUAUAUUUAUAUAUUGUGGAGAGGGAGACAGAGUGAGAGGGUGGUUGGUGCUAAUUUGUUUCAUUCCAAUGAAGGGAGAAGGGAAGAUGGUGAUAAAGUCAAGAAUGAAAUGGGUUGGUUUAGUUGGUUUAGUUUUGUCUGCUUUUUCUCUGUUUGUACAUUUUCUUCUUGCUAGAUUUACUGAAGAGGGGAUUGCUGAGUAUCAAUCCUCGAUCACUAUCUUUUCUUGGAGACCCAUCUUUGAGACUAAUGCUGAAUUACCCAAAACUAAUCCAUUGCACAGAAGACUAUGGGGUCCAGUAAGGCAUCUCGAACCUUUGCAUCCAGAUGCAAAUCCUAGAGGACAAUAUGCUGAUCCCAAAUCCCUCUCAAGUGGAUAUGUCUUUGUGAGGAUACAAGGUGGUUUCCAUGAAAUUAGGAAUUCGAUAUGCGAUGUGGUUGCGGUUGCUCGGCUUCUUAAUGCCACUUUAGUUGUUCCUGAGCUCCAAUCAACCACAAGUAGCAAAGGAAUCAGCUCUGAGUUUAAGAGUUUUGCAUACCUUUACAAUGAGGACCAGUUCAUGGCAGCUUUAGUAAAAGAUGUAAAAGUUGUGAAAACCCUUCCAAAAGAUCUUAAAGGGGCCAGGAGAAAGAAGAAGAUCCCAUCAUUCAGGGUGUCUCGUUCAGCUUCACCAUAUUUCUAUUUGCAUCAAGUUCUUCCAGUACUCCGUAAGCAUGCAGUGGUUGAACUGGUGGUUUCUGAUGGGGGAUGCUUGCAGGCUAUCCUUCCACCUCAGCUUGAAGAAUAUCAGAGGCUGAGGUGUAGAGUUGCUUUUCAUGCCUUGCGGUUUCGGCAAGAGGUGCAGGAACUUGCAACUAAAAUUUUGCAUAGGUUAAGGGCUCCUGGCAGGCCAUUUAUAGCCUUUGAUCCUGGGAUGACAAGGGAUGCCUUGGCAUAUUAUGGUUGUGCUGAACUCUUCCAGGAUGUGCACACUGAACUCAUUCAGCACAAGCGAGCCUGGAUGAUAAAACGUGGGAUUGUCAAGGGAAAACUUUCUGUAAACUCUGUCCAACAGCGCCUUAAUGGUUCUUGUCCGUUAAUGCCAGAGGAGGUUGGUAUUCUUCUUCGUGCUUAUGGAUACUCAUGGGAUACAAUUAUAUAUGUUUCUGGAGGAGAAAUUUUUGGUGGCCAAAGAACAUUAAUUCCUCUACAUGGAAUGUUUGAAAAUGUUGUCGAUAGGACUUCCCUCAGUGCAGGAUGGGAGCUGAGUAGAAUUUAUGGUCGUGAGGUUAACCUUGUUGACAAAUAUCCAACAACCCCACCUUCUUUUGUGGAAGAAAAGAAGAUUGAAGCAUGGAAAAAUGCAGGUCCACGCCCUCGUCCACUUCCACCUCCUCCUGCUCGUCCUAAAUCAUAUAACAUUGAAGGUUGGUGGGGUUGGGUCGCCGAGAGUGAUAAUGAGCCUGAGAGCACGGUUAUCGAGUUGAGGACUAAUGCCCAUAAAUUGCUAUGGGAUGCAAUUGACUAUGUGAUUUGUGUUGAAGCUGAUGUGUUCUUUCCUGGAUUUGAUCGUGAUGGUAAAGGGCAUCCCAAUUUUGCCAGCUUGGUUAUGGGGCAUAGGCUCUACCAAUCAGCGUCAUCUAAAACAUUUCGACCAGACAGGAAAGAAGUUGCCAAGCUUUUGGAAGAAAACAGUGACCACCUGUAUCGAGCAAAUCAUACCUGGCUGACAUCAAUACGAAGGCAUCUGAGGAGAAGUUUAAUUGAAGGAUUAAAAGAAGCAUCCACAAAAUCCAAGCCAUUAACUUUUCUCUCUCAUCCAGUUCCUGAAUGUUCUUGCUCGAGGUAUGCUCUAACUGAAAAUUCAUUCCAUGCUUCAAGCCCUUCAGCCCAGGCACAGGUUGACGCUGCUCUUGGAGUUACACACCGCUGCCCUAAAUGGAUGGAUGGUGAAAAACUGUCAAGGUCAAAGGACAAAGAAAUUGAGGAGGAUCUUGAUGAAGAUGUUUCCUCUUCCUCUGGAUUAUUUUUCAAGCAUAGUGGUGGAAAUAAUGAAAGUGGAGGUGGAGAAAUAAACAAAGAAGAGGCUCAAUUGGAGGACCAGGAAGAACUUGAGGGUGCAGAAUAAUGAGCGCCCCAUAUUAGCUUGCGGUAGUGGUUUCUUUGCUGCCCAUGACCUCUGAGUGGCCUUGACUGAUGGUGUUCUUCAUGAAAGAAAAGCAAGUUUCACCAAUUAAGAAGAUUGUGAACAAUACUUGGCCUCUCUACCAAUGGGGAAAAGCAAAGUUUUUGAUUGAUUAUAGCUGGAUAACUCAACGAACCCAUUGGCUCUGGUAUGAUCCCAAGCUUUUCUUGUUUUUGGAAAAUAGAUUUUGUUAUAUGCAAUCCUCAACCAAUUUUGAUGUAGACUAGGCUGUUCCUAAUGAUACACUUUUGUAGAGAACUUUCUUCUUUUCUUAGGCAUAUUAUUUAUUGUAAUUGAUGUAAUAUAGUUCAGCAGAAUAACAUAGUUGUCUAAUCCAUGAUUGAAUACAUGAGUUCUUUCUUUUGUUCUUAUUGCAUGUGUGGCCUUUCAAGGUACCAGUAUUUACAUGCACAAAUCCUUGUAAGCAUCAAAGACAAAAGGGCAAUCUUUUGAUGGAAUGCAAAUUAUUUCCAUCACUUGGGUCGACCUGGGCAGUAUUUGCAUCCACAUCUAUAUAAAUUCUUAAUCCAUUAGCAGUUCAAAUGAGCUGAGAUGAUGUGUGCUAAUGGUAUCCUAAAUCUGGUUUUAAAAUUCUUGAAAAACACUACAUGAGAAUCAUUCUGCUGCUAGCAAUUUCUGUGGUCUUUAUUUGGCUGACAUGUAUAGCCAUAAUCAUAAAAGUAGCAAAGCAUUUAGUUUUUUUGAAUGGUCUCUUGGUGUGGGCGUACGCGUAAUCGCGUCAGGAUUUCUUUUGGCUGUGAAAAUGAUGUUCCUGGAUGACUGCACUGGAGAAACUGCUGGGAAUAAAUAAUAUGACCCCACUCAGUCAGCCAUCAACAUGUGAUCAAAAAGGAAAAAACUCGACUUGUUCGGCAAUCAAGUGCCCAUGAUGUCACAAUCCUUCCAAUAUAUAAACUUGAACGUCAAGACAUGUCAGCAUAUAAAUACCAGAUCCAUUGAUAGUAGAACCCACAAACACAAAUAAGUAAGCAAAACUGAGCUGCUAAGAGAUUUUCUUUUCCUUUUCUUUGUUACUUGAGGUGUAAGGUGAAAACCCACUUUCGGUUGUGUCUUGAGGAAAAUGAACGGAGAUAAGAAGGUUAGUCAGUCUGCAACCUUUUCAGGUUGGGUCUUUUCUUGCUUCGGUACUGAGCCUGCAAGAACGUCCGGCGAGCCCAAGGGUGCUAGAAAUCCAGCACCCAUGACACCGGAGGCCGCAAUUGCAGCGGCGGCUAAGCAUUUCUCUUCCAAGGUCCAUGCUGGGUAGUACGCGUAAUACAUGCAAGGAAUUGUUUUUGGUUCUUGAACUCUUCAGCUCUGGCGUUCUACAAGGGAUUAGCAGCCAUGGCAUGCGCUCCAUAAUUAGUGCAGUGAUUGUGCUGAUACAAUUUGAUUUCUUUUAAAGCAGAUUUGUUGUAAUUAUCCUUAUUAUUAUUGAUUGGAUUUUGUGCGUUGA
Molecule: messenger RNA, 4006 nt
Organism: Ricinus communis (castor bean)
Lineage: Eukaryota; Viridiplantae; Streptophyta; Magnoliopsida; Malpighiales; Euphorbiaceae
Product: O-fucosyltransferase 27
Exons: 10
Coding region: 454-2493 (679 amino acids)
Cellular component (GO): Golgi apparatus; cytoplasm; endosome
Source: RefSeq, a predicted model, not a curated record